Nipponia nippon (crested ibis) is the source of this 1189-nucleotide messenger RNA. Lineage: Eukaryota; Metazoa; Chordata; Aves; Pelecaniformes; Threskiornithidae. The record is from RefSeq and is a predicted model, not a curated record.
GCAGCGCAGUGCUCAGGGCCCGGCAGAGCGGUGGUGCGACAGCAGCGAGGCGGCUUUGGGGAGCUGCUCCUGAGGAUGCGGGGGCUGCCUGCUGCCCUCCCUGCCCUGCCUCUGGAGCUUACUGUCCUCUACAACUUCCUGCUUUUUACUACGGGAACAUCUGAGUCUGCUAUCGAAGGAGAAGCAGAAGGAAUAUGCCAGGGGCUCCUCAGGGUUCUGGAGGCUUGUGGGGCCUAGCAGGAUCUUAGCACUGAGGAGUUCUGGCAGAAGGUGAUGCAGGAGUUAACUGUGGAGGAGCUGCAGGCACCUUUGCACUGACUGGGGGGCCUGCAAGGAGCGUGGUGGCUGGCAGCCAGCCGCCUGGGAAGCAUCGCUGGCCUCUUCAGGCUCCUGAACAACGCUGAGGACCCAGGGAGAGCUUGCUGCGGCAGUGGGGAGAAUGAACUCCUCUCCCUGCUCAAGGCAUGGCGAGUGCCUGCCAAGGGGGCCUCCAUGCCCCUUGUACAGAGCGCCGAGGACUUGAAGGAGAUCCUGUGCAUUGCAGCAGCCUUCCUGCAAGGUUCUGGGGAAAAAAACCCUCCAGCAGCUGCUUCCUCUAGUCCAUAUUUCCUAACAGAGCUCCUUGUCCACACACCAAUACUAGCUUCUCUCCUUUGCCAUUGCCACCCCUCUGAAGUGAAGUACCUGCUGGCACAGCGGUGUCUCCAGGACGGGAGGUAACAGCGCCUCUGGUCUGCUUGCAACAUGCUGCUUGUUUGGGAUCUGUGGUUUUCUCUCACUGCUAUAGCUCUUGCUCCCCAGGUGCCUCUAGAUGGUGGCUCAGCUCUGCCCAGGAUCCCCGAGGUGUUCCUGGAAGCAGUGUCCACCUUGGAGCAGGCCAGGAGGCACCAGGAUGCCAUAACCGUGUAUGAGGUCAUCAGCCAGAUGACUGACCUGAUCCCACGGAUGUUACGAGUGGAGGAGAAGCUGGAGCAGCCAGAAUGCCCAUCGCCCAGGGCAGGGCUGACAGGUGGACUCCUGUCCCAGAAGGAGAGUCUGUGCUGCCUCAUGUGGAGAGCAGCUGGAUACCUGCACCAGGGCUAGGCAUGGGCCAAGCUGGGUGAGAGCAAGGAGGCCAUAGUGCAAUUCAGCAGGUUUCUUGGCGAUCUCUUGCAAGUCCAGCUUUAUGGGUCUGGCAUUGAACCGACAG